CGGUGUUUUUUUUUAGUCUUUCGUGGACUUUUUUUUCGCGCUCUACCAACGUUUCGCGUGUUUUAUUGCCGCCGCUGCCCUUUCUAUCCCGCUUUACAACAAAAAUUUUUCAAAUCCCAACAAGAAAACACUCGAGCAGCCGCUGCAAACAAAAUGUCGGAACCAGCGUCCGUCUGUCACAAGUGCAAUGAAGUCAUCGAGCAGCGCAUCAUCACGGCGCUGGGCAAGACCUGGCAUCCGGAGCACUUCGCCUGCAAGGACUGCCGCCGACCCAUCUCGGAGGCCACCUUCAACAUCCAGGCGGAGGAGCCCGUCUGCUCCGACUGCUUCGUGAAGAACUACUCGGGCACCUGCUUCGGCUGCAAGCAGCCCAUCCUGGAGCGCACCAUCAAGGCGAUGGAGCAGUCGUGGCACGAGGAGUGCUUCGUGUGCAACGGACCCUGCAAGAAACCCCUGGUGGGCACCUCCUUCUACGAGAGGGACGGCCAUCCCUACUGCCGAGCGGACUUCGAGCAGCUCUUUGCGGCAAGAUGCGCAGGAUGUGGCCUGCCGAUCACGGAGAACGCAAUUGUGGCACUCAACGCCAAGUGGCAUCGCGACUGCUUCAAGUGCAAGAAGUGCGGCACUCCCAUCACGGCCAGUUCCUUUGCCGUCGAGGACAACAAGCCGUUGUGCACUUCCUGUUCGGGCUAAGAAAUUACGUAUACGCACUCGCAUUCGUAUCCAAAGCCUACCAAUCGCUUCGAUAUCCAUGUAUAUUAUCUAUUCUUAUGGUAUUUGUAGUAAUCCAAAUUGUUGAACGCCAGUCAAGGUCGUGGAAAUGGAAAAUCGCAAUCCACUCGACGGGAGGAAAAGUUGAAAUCUUUGAUGGACAGCAAACACGAAAAGUGCAUUUGAAGUGAAGCGAAAGUGAUGGGAAUUCUUUCGGGGCAGCGGGGGAUGUUAAUGCUUAAAAUAAUUAUAAUUCUGCCUAGUUGAUAUCUAUGCUGUUUAUUCCUCUCUCACUCCCACUCACACUCACAACCCCCCACCCCCCAAAGCAGCCCACAAACCACCCGACACCAUCCUCUCGCUCUUGAAAUUCUCUUGACCGUUUUUGUGCUGCACAAAGUAUCUGAUAAAUGGUAUAUAAAUAAAAAUUAAUCUUGAAUCAUUGUUGAUAUCUCUUACAAAUAAACGAAAUACAAACAA
Drosophila ficusphila is the source of this 1191-nucleotide messenger RNA. Its product is annotated as transforming growth factor beta-1-induced transcript 1 protein. The transcript has 5 exons. The coding region runs from base 154 to 693 and encodes 179 amino acids. Gene Ontology annotation, cellular component: cytoplasm; cell-cell junction; focal adhesion. Gene Ontology annotation, biological process: cell-cell adhesion; positive regulation of substrate adhesion-dependent cell spreading; cell-cell junction organization. The record is from RefSeq and is a predicted model, not a curated record. Lineage: Eukaryota; Metazoa; Arthropoda; Insecta; Diptera; Drosophilidae.